Messenger RNA from Phodopus roborovskii (desert hamster), 1604 nucleotides. It is a transcript of the gene Dohh, whose product is annotated as deoxyhypusine hydroxylase. The transcript is spliced from 5 exons. NCBI's taxonomy places the organism in Eukaryota, Metazoa, Chordata, Mammalia, Rodentia, Cricetidae. Bases 278 to 1276 code for a protein of 332 amino acids. The record is from RefSeq and is a predicted model, not a curated record. Gene Ontology annotation, biological process: peptidyl-hypusine biosynthetic process. Gene Ontology annotation, molecular function: deoxyhypusine monooxygenase activity.
GCGGUUAACCUUUGAUUCAGAAGAAACUAUUUUCAUUCCUCUACCAGGGAGGUAGUCGGAGAGAAUCUUCUUCCGGAGGAAGACCGGAAGUCGCUUCUCCGGCUUGAGGAGGGUUCCUCGGGCGCACGGGCUCCCCUGCUGCAGCGCUGGUUCCGCCCGGCCUGGUCACGUGGUCGCAAAGAUGGCAGCGCCCAGGAUACGCCAGGAGCGCCGCGGCUGCUGACCGGUUCUCGGCUUCCUUGGCGCUGUCACCGCGACCCGCUUCGACGCGUGCUGUAUGUGCGGAGCUCAGCGACGAGUGCCCGUGGCAGAGAGCACGCUGGUUAUGGAACCGGCCAUGUGGAGCACUAGUGGGAAGGCGAUCACUAUGGUGACGGAGCAGGAAGUGGAGGCCAUAGGGAAGACUCUGGUGGAUCCCAAAGAGCCCCUGCAGACCCGCUUCCGGGCCCUGUUCACGCUGCGGGGACUCGGUGGCCCGCAUGCUAUUGCCUGGAUCAGCCGAGGCUUUGAGGACAGUUCUGCCCUGUUGAAGCACGAGCUGGCCUACUGCCUAGGCCAGAUGCAGGACUCUCGCGCCAUCCCGGUGCUGGUGGAUGUGCUGUGUGACACGAACCAAGAGCCCAUGGUGCGCCAUGAGGCUGGAGAAGCCCUAGGGGCCAUAGGUAACCCGGAAGUUCUAGAUCUUCUGAAGCAGUAUUCUACUGACCCAGUGGUUGAGGUGGCUGAGACAUGCCAGUUGGCUGUUGGGCGUCUGGAGUGGCUGCAGCAGCACCCUGGGGAGGUUGCAAGUUCAGGACCCUACCUGUCCGUGGACCCUGCACCCCCUGCGGCAGAACGGGAUGUGGGGCGGCUGCGGGAGACCCUGCUGGACGAGGCACAGCCACUCUUUGAGCGGUACCGUGCCAUGUUCGCUCUGCGCAAUGUUGGUGGCAAGGAAGCGGCCUUGGCCCUGGCUGAAGGCCUGCGCUGUGGCAGCGCCCUCUUCCGCCAUGAGGUGGGCUAUGUGCUGGGCCAGCUGCAGCACGAGGCGGCCGUGGGUGAUCUGGCGGCCACCCUGGCGCGGACCACUGAGAGUGCCAUGGUACGGCAUGAGUGCGCGGAGGCCCUGGGUGCUAUCGCCAAGCCCGCCUGCCUGGCUGCGCUGCGGGCUCAUGUCACCGACACCGAGCGCGUGGUGCGGGAGAGCUGUGAAGUGGCUUUGGAUGUAUAUGAACAUGAGCACUGCCUGGAUUUCCAGUACGCUGAUGGACUUGAGCGCCUGCGGCCACCACCAUAACAACCACACCCAGGACAGCACCCAGGACUCCACUGUCAUGAGACUUCCUGCUAUGGCUCCUUGUCACCCUGGUCCAGGGUUCUGUGGGCGGUGCCCCAGGGCUGACUUCCCUGCGUGAGACUGCCAGCUGCGCCCACUGUCCAGACUUAGGAGCUUUGUUUCCUGCCCCCCACCCGCCUGGCUGGGUGCUAGUGCACAGUACCCCCUCCUGGUGCUGUCCACCUGUGACUAUCACCUGUGCCCGCUCCAGACUGACCCAGUGUGUAAGCUUCCGGAUGUCAGGGAAUGAUCAGGCUUGAGAUGUGGGAGCAGGCUGUGGGGUCCCAGG